AACCUUUUGACGUGGGCCCCGUGUUGCUGAACAUAGUCCGGCAGUUCCCAGGCUCCUUCGGUCGCUUCACUAGAUAUUCCCUCGAGGUAAAGCCACGCGAGCUUCCGGCCGACAUGGGGGGUCGGCUUCAGCGAGAUCUGUUGCCGUUACCAUACCCUUCGAUCAACAGGUCCCAGGUCGUCCGUCAGGGCGAGGACCCUUUGAGCGACAAGGAGUGGGAAGGACUACACUGCAGGCUGGUGGUCACUGUCCUGGCGCUAAACUGGGAGUCUGGGUUCCGCUCCCUGAAGCUGGCCAGGCCCUGCCGAGGUCGAGCCAACGCCGCGCAGCAGGCAGCCCUGGUCGCUCUCGGCCGCCGCCUCCUCUUGGCUACGCGGGCCGAGUCUGCUCUACCGCCAGAUCUUGACUGGAACGUGCGGCUGAAGGACCGCAAGAUCGGCUACGGCGGGGGCGAGAUCUCGGCCCCGCAUCGGCUGACGCUGGAGCAGGUGCUGGACGGGCUGCCGCCGCCAGGCGUCGCGGCCUCCAUCGAGGCGGCCGACCUCGCGACGGGGUUCGUGCGUGAGGCCCUCCUGGACCCGACGUUGGUGCUGCUGCCCGCUGCCCUGCGGCGGCCCGCGCCGACAUCUGCGCGCGUGUGGGCCUCGCUCGAGGAGUGGCAUCGGAUCGUGCGGGCGCUCCGCGAGCGCGGGAUGGUGUCGGCGAUCCCGAGCAGCGAGAUUGCCUGUCGCGACGGAGCCCCGCUCCUGAACGGGGCGUUCGGGGUGCCCAAGCCCCGCGACGAGCCCGUGGUCUGCAGCGACGGCGAGCGCAGGCCGGUCCUGAGGCUGAUCACCAACCUUAUCCCCUCGAACGCGUGCCAGGAGUGCAUCGUGGGAGACACCCCUGAGAUGCCGACCAUGAGCCAGCUGAACGGCCUGGUGCUGACCGAGUCGGAGGAUCUCCUGUGGAGCGGCGCGGACAGGAAGGCCUUCUUCUACGUCUUCCGCGCGCCGCCUGUGUGGUGGCCUUACAUGGUGAUAGGGCCGCCCGUCCCCUCGGAGUUGCUUGGCCUGAAGGGCGGUGGGGCUGCGCACAUCUGCCUGCGGGUGAUCGGCAUGGGCUGGAUCAGUGCCGUGGGCGUGACGACCCACCUCCACUGGAACAUGCUGCGGCGGAGCGCCUUUGUCCCUCGCGGCCUGCCGCCCAGCCAGGAGAUCACUCGGCGCCGACGGCUGCCGUUCAGCGUGGAGAAGCCGCGCCCUCCGGCGUGGAUGGUCUACAUUGACAACCUGGAGGUCGCGGAGGUCGUGAGCAAGUCCGAGGCCGCGACGUUGCGAGGGACGGUGCCCGAGCUCAUCUCCGAGGCUCGUGCCUGCUAUGCGGCUGCGGGCUCCCCGGGGUCGCCGUCCAAGGACAUCCAUCGAGUGCCUCGAGCGACAACCUUGGGGGGGCUCAUCGACGGGGUCGAGGGCGCGCGGCGCCCCCCUGCGGGUUACCUUACCGAGAUGGCCAGCCUCACGCUGUGGACGCUGAGCAAGAAGCGGGCCAGCAUGCGGCUGGUGCGCAUCCUGCUGGGCCGCUGGGUUCGAGUUCACUGCUUUCGGCGGCCGCUGGCGGCCAGCUUUGCCUACACCUGGAAGUGGCUCGGGAACCCGCGCACUGGCGGCCGCUUCAGCGUGAGCGUGGUCGAGGACCUCUUGAUGUGUCUUGCGCUGUCAGGGCUUUGCGUCGCUGACCUGCGCCUCGAGGUCGACCCCCUGGUGACCGCGUCGGAUGCCUCGGAGGCCGCUGGCGCCGUGGUCUACGGCUACGCCCUCUCCGACCGCGGGCGCGCGCUGGCCGAGAGGCGGCAGCGGCCCGCAUACGCCGCUUGCGAGGAGGAGACCGCCCUCGUGACUGUCUUCGACGGCAUCGGCGGUGGGCGCCGGGCUUUCGAGAUCCUCGGACUGGUCCCUGCCGUGCACCUGUCAUUCGAGGUUGACCCCGCGGCGGUGCGGGUCUUCGCGGGUCUCAACGUCGCUCGGCAGGGUCUCGACGACCCGCGCGCGGGCCUGGUUGACCACAUGGUGCGGAUCGUGGACGGGCUGCGGACGGCCAUGCCGGAGGCGUCGAUCGACUUCCUCGGGGAGAACGUCGCGUCGAUGUCCGAGUGCGACGUGCUGCGCCUGAACCAGCUCUUCGGCCGCAUCCCGCUGGAGAUUGAAGCGGGGGAUGUCGGCUGGGUCAGACGUCCGCGGCUCUACUGGGCUUCGUGGGACCUCCUGCCGUCCUUCGAGGCUGAGCCCGUCGUGGUGCGGGCGAAGACCCAGGACGUUCGGCGCGCCUGCAAGGUGGCGCUGAAGGCGGAGCGGCCGCCGCUCGAGGAGUGGCUCCCGCCCGGGGCUGUGUGUCCGGGUCCCGCCGCAGGGGAGCCGCUCCCGACCUUCGUGCGCUGGGCGCCGCGCUCGCAGCCGCGCCCCAGGCCUGCGGGCAUUGGGGAGUGCAGCGCUGCUGAGCUGGCGCGCUGGGAGGCGGCGGGCUUCGCUUCGCCGCCCUACCAGUUCCGUGACAAGUGGUGCAUCCACCAGGCGGAUGGCCGCGUGGGGCCGCCUGACGCGACCAUACGAGAGAAGCUGAUGGGCUUCCCGGAGGGCCACGCCGUGCCGUGCAUGACGAGCAGCCAGGCGAAGGCCGAGCCCGCCAAGUACGAGGCUCUUCGGCGGUCGCUCGUGGGCAACUCCUUCCAGUGCGAGGUCGUGGCCUGGAUCAUCAGCCACUGGGCCGUCGGAGCUGGGCUGCUGGUCUCGGUGCCCUCGCUGGGUGAGCUGCACGAGAGUUCGCGAGCCUGGGCUGGUGGCAGGAAGCUGUGGGCCGGCGACGUGACGUCGCUGCGGUGCGGUCGCUUCGAGAUCGACGAGGGCUUGCACGCCAAGCUGGACCAGCCUGGCGGGCCCAUCUACGUGGGUCGUGGGUCUCGCCGCUGGGGGCUGGCUGCCUCGCGGUGGGGCAACCCUUUCACGAUCAGCCCCGAGCGGCCACGCGAGGACGCUGUUGCCCUGCUCGCUGGUUGGAUCCGCACGCAGCCCACCCUCCUGCAGAGCUUGGAGACGCUGCGCGGGGCCCUACUGGUCUGUCACUGUGGGCCCGACCAGGCGUGCCAUGCCGACAUCCUCUUGGCGGAGUUGGCGAAGCGUGACGUGGUGGAGUGGCGCGAGCUGGACGCGUCCAGACGCAUCGUCAUGGGGCUCGUCAUGGCGCUCGGCAAGAUCUUUCCGCGGCAGGAGAUCGACUCAGGCAUUUGGCGGUGGCGCAAGGCAAGGGCGCUAGUGUGGCAGGCAGCAGAGCACAUCAACGUUCUUGAGUGCCAGGGCGCGCUGAUGAUGAUUCGAUGGCGGGCGCGGUCGGUGCGCCGCCAUCAGUGCGUCUUCCUGCACCUGCUCGACAGCAUGGUCAACAUCGGUGCGCUGUCCAAGCACCGUUCCAGCAGUCCUCAGCUCAACAAGGUGGUGCGGACCUUCUCGGCGUGGGAGCUUGCGAUGGGCGCGCGGGCGGUCUUCGGCUUCACGUCGUCGGCUCGCAACCCCGCGGACGCCCCCUCGCGUCUCCGCGAUGGAGCUGGACUGGGGAAGCUGAGAGACGCCAGGAUAAAGGCCUCGACACUGGCCCGCUACCGUGGCGCCGCUCAGCGUUUUGUUGACUACCUUGCUGCCAAUAACCUGCCGCUGCCUUUCACCUGGGACGAUAUUGAUAUCUGCUUGCAAGAUUAUCUUGAGCACUUGUGGGCCGAGGGCGCCGCAAAAGGAGAAGCCAAUGACACCCUCAGCGGCGUGCAGCACCUGCUGAGGACACGACGCCGCUAUCCUGGCGCUUGGCAGCUGCUGACAGUCUGGGGCAGACUGGAGAUCCCUCAGCGCGCGCCGCCGAUGCCUGCCCAGGUCUGCGCGGCGCUCGCCGGUUGGGCGCUCAGCCGCGGAGAGGUAGCCUUCGCAGCCGUGCUGCUCGUGGCCUUCCAUCUGUGUCUCCGCACUGGCGAGGCGUUGGGGCUGAGCGGCGGCGUCAUCUUUCUGAAGCCCUGUGGCCGAGGCGUGGUGUCGUUGCCCUGGACCAAGACCUCUUGCCAGAAGGGCGCGCGGGAACAAGUCACGCUUGACGACCCGCUGGUUGGGGCAGUCGUCCAUAUGCAGCUCCAGCGUGACAGCCGGCUCUGGCCUGGCACGACGCGCGCCUUUCACGAUUUGUUCCGUACUGGGCUCCAGCAGAUCGGUUGCAGGCACCUCGCCCUGUCUCCUUACAGCCUGAGGCGCGGAGGCGCCACGCAUGAGUUCCUGCUGUCGGGCGACUUGUCUAAGGUCAUGUUGCGUGGGCGCUGGGGCUCGGCAAGAACGGUCAAGAUAUGCAUCCAAGACGGGGCUGCCAUCAUCGCAGAAAUGAAGCUCCAGGAUCGUGCCCGUUCGACGCUCCAGCA
Prorocentrum cordatum is the source of this 4426-nucleotide messenger RNA. The record is from the annotation of a GenBank genome assembly. Lineage: Eukaryota; Dinophyceae; Prorocentrales; Prorocentraceae.